Messenger RNA from Rhizoctonia solani, 1287 nucleotides. RefSeq names its product GMC oxidoreductase. Gene Ontology annotation, molecular function: oxidoreductase activity, acting on CH-OH group of donors; flavin adenine dinucleotide binding. Bases 1 to 1287 code for a protein of 428 amino acids. NCBI's taxonomy places the organism in Eukaryota, Fungi, Basidiomycota, Agaricomycetes, Cantharellales, Ceratobasidiaceae. The record is from RefSeq and is a predicted model, not a curated record. The transcript has 11 exons.
AUGCCUAGGGAAAAUGACCCUGUGACGCAGCGUCUCGCAAUAGCAACAUGCGUUGGCGAGGCUAUGGUUUAUCAACUCAUGAAGUCUACGGAGUCGCCGAGCAGGUGCCCUCGUCAAACUGAACACGGGCAAAGCGACCCGAUCUGGUGCUUGGACUCUGCCACUCUUUUGGAUAUUGCAUGUGUCUUCCUUCGGUUUCCCCCGCUAGCUCUUGCAACUAGUACAUCUAUGAAAAUUUGCAACGCACUUGCUUUUCUGAAAUGGGCUGCCAUUCGCAGCCAUGAACACCUGCAAAUCUGCCGCGCACAGAUCCAACCUUGUCGAUGUCACGGCAAGGGGGUCUUUUUUCACUUCAAGAGCGAGUCAUUGACUGCCGAGGCUGGAAAGGAAGUUGUUCUCUCGGCUGCUCUUGAGUUGAGUGGUGCCGGCAACAGCAAAGUCUUGCAGAAGCACAAGAUCACCCCAAAGGCCGAUCUCCUUGGGGCUGGGGAGAACUGCCAAGAUUGUGUUUCGGCUUCGACUGCGUACGAAGUAAAGAAAGCUUCCAAAGUUCGAUACGGAAAGGCUUGUGACAGACCACUUACUGCUUCCCACUCCUUGAUAUUGCAUAUCGGCUUGUACUUCCUUGCUAGUUCUGCCAGGAUUGUGCAUAUGCACAAGUGGCUGUGGGAGGAUGUGAGGAAGGAGAUACAUAUGGUGCUUCCGAACGAGCAGUACAGGAUCGAAGAGCUAUUGCUGAGGAAGAAGAUGAGUAACGUCGAAAUGCUUCCGCAUCCAGGCAAGUAUACUGUUCGGGACUUUCCCAAGAGUCUUGCUGACCGUGUGGUUCAGCAGAGCCGAAUAACAGAUUGUCACGCCCAGCACCUAAACACCGCAGACUCCCUUUCGCCUCCAGCUAUGGAUGCUAACUACUUAUCCAAGCAGGUAGACCGGAGCAUCCUCGUUGAGUUGGUCAAGUUUGCGGAUAAGCUUGCCAUGGCCGAACCAUUGGCUACGAUACUUGUCGCCCGUCAGGGCCCCAGUCCAGAUAGUGAGUCGGACAAAGUCAUCGCCAAGCGAGCCAAGGGCAACAACCAAACUUUGCACCACCCGAUCGGAACUGCGGUGAUGGCAUCCGGGUCGCUUGGAGGUGUGGUGGAUGAGAUGCCGAAGGCGUAUGGAACGAGUAGUCUGCGAGUGAUGAAGGCCAGUGUCAUCCCGGUGCGCCUUGCCGUUCAGCUGCACUAUGCUGUCUACGGCACUGCGGAAAGGGCAACUGACGCUAUCAAGAGUGGCUCGGGAUUCUAA